AUGGCUGACGGCGGAGGGUCCGCGGCGGCCCCUCCGGGCUCUCCGGCGGCGGGGCGGCGGCCGGGCGUCUCCUCCGGCGGGGCGGAGGGCGCGGCGGCGGCCGCGCCGCGGCUGCCGCUGGGCGGCCCGGCCGGGGCGGCGGGGAUGUCGCUGCCGCGGCUGGAGAAGCCGAUCAAGCAGGCCUUCUACAACACGGGCGCGCUGCUGUUCGCGGGGCUGUGCUGCGGGGCCGCCGUGCUGGUCUACUUCAUCCUGGAGGCCUUCCUGCGGCCGCUGCUGUGGGCCGUACUGUGCGGCACCUUCCUGCACCCCUUCAAGAGCUCGCUGACGGCGCUGGGCCGCCGCUGGCUGGGCCGCCUGCAGCGCUCCCGCACGCCCGUGCUGCUGGCCGCGCUGCUGCUGCCUCUCUGCUUCGCCAACUACGGCGUGGAGGCGCUGGGCGAGCAGGUGCUGCGGCGCCGGCGGCUCCUGCUGCUGCUGGGCGCCGGCGGGCCGCUGCUCUACGGGCUGUACUGCCUGGGCAGCUCCCUGGGCGUGCAGGUGCUGCUGGCCCAGGCCGCCCGUCUCAUCUGCCAGGGGCUGGACUACUUCAGCAGCCAGUGGAUAUGGACAUUGGUAGUUGGUUACCUGUUGAUGGUUUCAUUCAAGUGGAAUGUAAGCACCGAGCGUUACCUGAAAGCAGUCUCUGUCCCUGUGUGGAUCAUGCUGCUCUUUCACUUAGCUUCUGUGGCAGGCUCCUGGAGAAUUCCUGUGUUCCUGGUUAUAGUUGUUCUGAUGACUGUAGGCAUGUUGCAUGACCAGCAGAACGGAAAGGAGUCUUCAGGGGCAGAGCUUCCUGGUCAGAUGAUUUCCAUUGCUGCUUCAACAAUUGCCAUGGCAAUUUCUGUGACAGAAGAUGAAUCCAGUAAUGAACGUUCCUCACAACCCUCAGAUGCCACAGAAGGUGAUCCACCUCCACAAACUUCGUCAUCUUUCUCCUCUGCAUCGUCUUCUGGGAACAGACAAAGACCUGAGAUUGGUUCUUUUCUUAAAAAAAAGAAAACUAGUGAUGUUUACUUCGUUACACUUGUGUGGGCAAUUGUUAUUGUCCAGAUCUGGCUAAAUUUCUGGAUUGUGCAGCUAUUGCCAGUGCCUUUUGCAGUUUGGGCACUAAAAAAACUUGUGGUUCAUUUUGGAGUUUUGAGUUUCAUGGCAAAACGCUGCAAAAGUUGGUGGCAACUUGUUGAAAACUUUGUGAAAGAACGUCAGGAAGCUCUUGCACCGCGUCCCAUCAGAGGGCUUGGAAGGGUCAUGCUGAAGCUUGACAGUAAGAUGAUCGUGUGGUUGGAGAAGAUGCUAGAUAAAAUAAUCAGCAUUUUCAUAAUAUUUUUGCUAGUGAUAGGAACCCUUCUGCUAGCCCUGCUCCUUACUGCAAAGGUACAUCAAGAGAGCGUUCACAUGAUUCAAGUCACGAGCAGCUUGAUCAAUGAGACAGUAGCCAGUCACCCAGAAUGGGCAAACUGGCUUCCAGAAGCCCAGGUUUUUCAGAAAGCGCUCAACUCAGCAGCAAAUAAUGUGUACCAAUAUGGCAGAGAAUGGAUUACGCACAAGCUUCAUAAAAUUUUAGGAGAAAAAGUGAACAACACUGCUGUGAUUGAAAAGCAAGUGCUGGAGCUUUGGGACAGGCUUUAUCAUUCUUGGUUUGUGAAGAAUGUAACGCAUUCUGGAAGGCACAAAGGACACAAAUGGCACAUAAACCGUCAGAACAGCUGGCUUGGAGAUAUUCUGGACUGGCAAGAUGUUGCUUCAUUUGUUCAUGAUAACAUUGAAACAUUUCUUUCGAUCCUGGAGUCUCUGUGGAUAGUGAUGAGUCGGAAUGUGAGCCUCUUGUUCACUACAGUUACAACAUUGGUGACAAUCCUUUUCCAUAGUGGGACAGCUCUUCUCAAUUUUGUGCUUUCAGUGGUGAUUUUCCUGACCACGCUGUUCUACCUAUUGAGUUCUAGUGAUGAGUACUACAAGCCAGUGAAAUGGGUGAUAAGCCUGACGCCUCUGUCUCAGCCAGGUCCUUCCUCAAAUAUAGUUGGCCAGUCUGUGGAGGAAGCAAUAAGAGGUGUGUUUGAUGCUUCCCUCAAAAUGGCUGGGUUCUAUGGACUCUACACUUGGCUGACUCACACUAUAUUUGGGAUUAACAUAGUCUUCAUACCAUCUGCAUUAGCAGCAAUCCUUGGAGCAGUUCCAUUUCUGGGGACGUACUGGGCAGCCAUCCCUGCAGUCCUAGACUUGUGGCUUGUGCAAGGAGAGGGAUGCAAAGCCAUUUUGCUCUUGGUUUUUCACCUGCUGCCAACCUAUUUUGUAGAUACAGCCAUUUAUUCAGAUAUAUCAGGAGGUGGUCAUCCUUACCUGACAGGUCUUGCAGUAGCUGGCGGAGCAUAUUACCUGGGACUGGAAGGAGCCAUCAUAGGACCAAUUCUACUUUGUAUACUUGUGGUUGCCUCCAACAUAUAUAGUGCCAUGUUGGUUAGUCCAACAAAUUCAGUGCCCACUCCAUCACAAGCAGCAUGUCCACUACAGAUUUACCGGUCAGCUAGAGAAAGUCCCGAGGAGACAAAAAUGGCUGCUGAAUGAUGAAAGAGCUAUGCUGCACCUGUUCAAGAUGAGAGAAUCAUACUUGGUCUUUCUUGAGCUCCCAACAGCCAUGGCCUUUUGCCCCUCUGUUGCUCUGCUGGGGGCAGUUCACAGGGAUGCAUAGUUUGAGUGUUAGGAGACACCACUCCUCGAACAUCUGCUGGCCUUACAUUACUGUGCACUUUGCCUCUUUGAGAGAGAAUGUCAACUUCCCAUGGCUUUGCAUACUAGCAAACAGUUCCACAGCCGCCUUUGUAGACCUUCUGUCUUCUUAAAAAGAAUGGCUAAGUGGAGAGAUAUAUCCACUGGAGUUGUUAUCUGCUGAAAUGACUUACUUGGCUUUUAUUUAUUGGGUUAUUUGUGUUAUUAAUUUGUAGUAUUUUUAAAGAAAGCUAAGUCCAAAAUAUUUAUUCUCUGUUAAUCUGAUGGCAACAGAGAUGUAAACCACUCAUUGUUAAAUGAAGAUUGAAUACAAUUGUUUGCUGCUCGUUGAAGUAUUUCUUUAGAGGUUUUGACCAUCAUCUCUAACUCAUAAGAACAAAUAAAUAUUAUCUCUUUAUGAGCACUGAAAUUUAGUAUUGUUGAAGACAAGUAUUUCUAGUAUCUUCCUGAAAUUAGUAGAUGAACGAAUUGAGAAAUGUGAAUUGUUGUUGUUUAGAAAUAGGACUUGUUAAAGUAGUUUAAAUCUUGCCCUUAUUUCUGGUCAAAUCUGGUGAUGUUCUGAUGUCUCUUCACUGUCUAGCAGAGUCAUAGUAUCAACUAACUUUAAUUAAAGGCCUUAAAUACUUUAAACCUAAGGUAACGUACAGUUAUCACAUCUUCUUCCAAUAGUAAAAAGACCUUGAGUGGGAUUGUUUUAUGUCAGUUUUCAAAUGCUGUGACCAAGUAGCAUUUACUUUUCAAACACGUAUAAGUUUAUUUCAAAAGAGGAAAGGGAAAGAGUAGAGAUUUUGUUAUAUUGUAGAGUUGGGUUUUUUUGUUACUGCUUUUGUUUUUCUCCUUGUAAGCCUCUGGCCAAAUAUCUUAGUGAUUUAUGCAGAAUUCUUGAAAUGGUAUAUUGCCUCGAUCACAGAAACAAACUACUUCAGUGUUUUUCUUUCAUAUGUAAUUCUGCUGAAACUGCAAGUUUGGUGACGUUUAAGGCCUUUUGUAUUGUUGGUUGAAAUAUUUUGACACAAUGGAUCUUUAUACUUCUGCAAAGACAAAGUGUUUUUUUGGUCAAAGCUUUCACAAAUACACUGAGGCCCUUCAUACAAAGUAGCAGUUGCACGUGCUUAACCAAAGAACCACCUUUCAGUUUCUAGUAACUUAUCUUGAAUUUAAUUCAGUUUGAUUGACAAGGUUUAUGCAGAAUACAGGUAUGCCUUGCAUUUACUGUUUACCAUAAUGCAACUGUUGAUAAACAACAUAAUUCUCUAACAUAGCUACUGUGGUUUUAGUAAUUAAAUGUUAUGUCAAAAUGUAGGGUUGCACAUGUGCUGGUCUGGGGCUUGCAGACUUCCAGGUAUUGUUUGGAGGACAGGCUCAAGCUUGAUUUAGUGGUUUGACUGAUGGUUUGGUGGUUCUUUGAAGUAUGGAAGCAUCCUAUUUAAUAUUUGAGUUUAAUAUUUGAGAUUCUGAGAGAUCUACACAGCAAUUCCAACUAACUUAACAUAGAGAGUGUAUUGCUUGAAUUAUGUAACUAUCCCAUGUUUUAAUUUCCUUGGGUUUGUGGAUCACUUCAUCUUUAAUAAGACCCAUCUUUGUAAUUGUUGCUGGGUAAGGAGGAGAAUGACAACCUGAGGCUGCCCCUAAAUAUUCCUGCAGCAUGCUAACCAAUUUAAAUGAGACUCACCAUGAUACCUGGGAAACUUCUUUAUUCUUGUUGUUCUUGUACAGAAUUUUGCACUGAAAUACUUUCUUCACACUCUAACUUCAUCUAGUCAGCAUUUAAAGAUUACUAGCAAGAAAGAUGCGUACUUAAUGUAUUUCUGGUUUUCUGUUGCUUCUCUUUGCUCACUGGUAAAGACAUUUAAAUUGCCAACAUUUUUUAUCCCAGUUAUUUCUGAGACAAUCUUUUCUAAUCCUAAGGCAACAUAGUCAUUUUAGAGAGUUGUCAUAAGGCAAUCUUUUGUUUGCUUGUUUUUAAGUUUUCCUCUCCUCCCUCCCCAUUUGUGUGAUCAAAGAAGGGUCUCUACUACAAAGAUUAGAACUGUAUUUGUUAUCUUCAGUAAUGGUAAAUUAGUGAAAUCAGCUAAGAAUGUACAUUGCAGUUUUGAAAUGUUCCUUUCCCAGUUUGAAGAGAAAUCAUUUUGUAGGGAAGAUUAAAUUCUCACAUAGUCUGUUAGCUUGUCCUCCUUUGAAAUGAAUCCUCAUACUUGAUGCUUCCUGUUUCAAAUUCAACAAGGACUUGCCAAGGAGAACUUUCUGUAGUACAGUCUUUUUCAGGUAAUAUAGCUUAAGGGCCUCAUGUUACGUGCUGUGUCUGAUUUAGAAAUAAGUUGUGUGGCUUGGUGAUACAGCAAUGGUAUGCUUCCAAAAAGAAAAGAAAAUGGUAAAACAAAUCUCCAAUGAGACCUUCUUAGGAUAUGAAAUAUUCACUGAAUUCUGACAUAUUUAAAUAUAUAUAUAUGUGUAUAUAUAUAUAUAUAUAUAUGUAUAUUAAAAAGCAUACUUUAGCAGUGACAGUCUCUUUCUUAAUGCCUUGUAGGUGAAAAGUUGAUGGUCUUUAGCUUUGCUGUAAGCAGCCAUUCCAGGGGUGGGUAUUUAUGUGUAUUUGGUAUACUUAAUAUUCAAUUUAGAACAAAGACGGUGAUUUAGGGUUCAGAAGGGAAUGCUUGUAGUAAUAAACCAGGGUGAUGCUGUGUCAUUGUAUUGCAGAGUACACUGAUAAUGUUUGUUAUCAUUCUUUGCUAGCUAAUCAGGCUCAUUGCAAGUAAGCGUAGUGUCAAGGGGCUAGUGAUAAUUGCUUAACUGUUUUUGCACAGAGCCGAAGUUAGCCCUUUCUCUCCUUCCUUUACCUUAGUUGAACAUUACUGUACUGCAGCAGCACUUGCAGAAGUUCAUGUGUGCCCAUUUACAGCCCAGCUUGUUAGCUUCAGGUCACUGUAGGUACUGGCUUAAUUGAGCACGAUACAGCAAGUUGCAAAGGAUGAGAAUCUGGCACACACUCAUUUUGCCAGCUGUACUACAAGGCAGUGACUUUCAGCACUGUACACUGAUUGCUGUGCACUGUGACCAGCUGGGAGCAGUAAUGGCUUAUUUUGAAACACUACUUAAAAAAAAAAA
This is a messenger RNA of Phasianus colchicus (ring-necked pheasant), 5874 nucleotides long. It is a transcript of the gene TMEM245, whose product is annotated as transmembrane protein 245. The record is from RefSeq and is a predicted model, not a curated record. NCBI's taxonomy places the organism in Eukaryota, Metazoa, Chordata, Aves, Galliformes, Phasianidae.